AUGUCGCUCUAUGAGACGUCUGGUGGUAUUCUGGAGACCCAUGUGACGUGGAAAGAUGUGGAAUCGGAUCUUCAAGAGAAACUUGGAACGAAAGCCACGUUUGGAGAGAAUAAGACCGCGGUUAAUAUAGGUGAUAAGAAGGGAUUCAUGUCUCGAGUCGCUUUGGUGGAACCUGACUGGCAGAACGUGGAGGAGGGAAAGGAACUUCCGCAGAAGUUUGCGCUCAAGAUCCCAUCCCAACUCGCUCAAUUCAAUAUUAUGAGUUUUGAAGGUGGUGAAGGAUUUGAUGCAGAGAAGCUGGCGAGGUUUUCGAUUGUGACUAGAAUGAUUCAUAAUCGGGAAGUGGAGGUUUAUAAGAAACUGAAUAAGUUCAAUCAUCCGGAUAUUCCAUAUGCUAAGGCCUACUCAUUGAAACAGUUUGACAACAGCGACGAUCUGAAGGGAUACUUAAUUCUUGAAUUUAUUCCGAACAUCCACACUAUUGAAAUGUACCAAUCAAUCAACGCAGACGAUCUCCUCCCAUUGGUUCGUGGAAUUGCCACGUUCUCAGCUCUGGCUCAAUCACUGUCUCCAGAAGAGACAAAGUGGGCAAUAGAUCGAGAUUGGCUGGAAAUGAUGUUCAAUGAACUCUUCAAUGAAACUGAGCUUGCAAAAAAGUUUGAAACGAUUCGAAAACUUUUUGAAGAAGACCAUCCAGAAAAUGCUGAGAAGCUAAUCGAAGUCUUCCAACGUUAUAGAGAGCUUGUGCCAAGAUACACUAGGAUUUCUGAAAUCCUAGGGUUCAAAUUGGUUCUGAACCAUGGUGAUCUAUGGCAGUAUAAUAUGCUCUACAGUAAGAAUAAAAAUGGAAAUUUGGAGUUGAAGGCUUUGAUUGAUUGGCAAAUAGUUGCCAGAAUGCCACCAGGAUUGGAUCUUUCCAAACUGCUCUUGGGAUGUCUAUCGGUGAAAGACCGUCGGGAGAGAGGACAAGAACUUUUGAAAUGCUAUCAUGAGACUUUCACGAGAGUUCAUGGAAAGGAAUUGUUCUCGUUCCAUGAGCUCCAAGACUGCUACAAUCUGUUCGCUCCAUUGAUGGCUAUGAUGGUGGUCCCAGAAAUUUAUAUGUUUAUUGAUAGUGCAAAGAUUUCGGAGGAAGAGAAAGUGGCCGCUCGUAAAGAGGCUAGAACAAAGAUGGUGGCAAUAAUGGAGGAUGUGAUUGAGAUUCAUAAGUAUAAUUUGGAGAAUUAUUCAGAUUUUGUGAAAAUUUGA
Messenger RNA from Caenorhabditis remanei, 1248 nucleotides. RefSeq lists its product as uncharacterized. NCBI's taxonomy places the organism in Eukaryota, Metazoa, Nematoda, Chromadorea, Rhabditida, Rhabditidae. The coding region runs from base 1 to 1248 and encodes 415 amino acids. The record is from RefSeq and is a predicted model, not a curated record. The transcript has 5 exons.